Cimex lectularius (bed bug) is the source of this 3236-nucleotide messenger RNA. RefSeq names its product presequence protease, mitochondrial. Gene Ontology annotation, biological process: protein processing. NCBI's taxonomy places the organism in Eukaryota, Metazoa, Arthropoda, Insecta, Hemiptera, Cimicidae. The transcript has 2 exons. The coding region runs from base 215 to 3220 and encodes 1001 amino acids. The record is from RefSeq and is a predicted model, not a curated record. Gene Ontology annotation, molecular function: metal ion binding. Gene Ontology annotation, cellular component: mitochondrial matrix.
GCAACAACAACGAAUGAAAUCCCUCGUUACUUAGUGUAGCCUUCGCCACAUGGUGACACUUUCCAAAAUUUUUGUGUUCAAAAUAUUUAAAUAUUAUAAGCUUUCCUUAUAAUAUUUUACAUUUUACAUUAUAUUUUAUUCAAUACCUAUAUUCUUCGUACACAAGACCAAUCCAUUUAUUCAAUAUCAGUCAGGAGACGUACAAGGUUUCGAGAUGUGGUAUACCCAUAGUUUUCGUAAAUUUUCAAGAUCCCAUGCAAGAUGUGCGGAAGCGAUGAAAAGAUCUGUAGAGCGAGAUUUAAAGGAGGGAAUGGAAAUUGAAGGCUUUCUAGUGAACAAGGUGGGUUUUGUGCCAGAAUUCAAUAUGUCCAUGACACGACUGAGGCAUGUGCGGACUGGAUGUGAUUAUUUACAUCUGGCGCGUGAUGAUAAGAACAACGUUUUCUCUGUCAGUUUCCGGACUACACCUACAGCCUCAACUGGAUUGCCGCACAUCCUAGAACAUACUACACUUUGUGGGAGUCACAAAUACCCCUGCAGGGACCCAUUCUUCAAGAUGUUAAACCGUUCCAUGGCCACAUUUAUGAACGCUUUUACUGGACCGGAUUACACAAUGUAUCCGUUUGCAACGCAAAAUCGCACUGAUUUUAACAAUCUAAUGUCAGUUUACUUGGAUGCAGUCUUUAGGCCCAAUUUGAGAGAGCUUGACUUUAAACAAGAAGGUUGGCGGCUUGAGCACGAGAACAUAAAUGACCGAAGCAGUCCUAUUAUUUUUAAAGGUGUUGUUUUUAAUGAAAUGAAGGGUGUUUUUUCAGAGAACCAAUCAAUAUUUAGUGAGGCGCUUUUAAACAACAUCCUCCCUUCCCAUACAUACGGUGUGAUAUCUGGUGGUGACCCCAAAGUCAUACCUAUGCUGACUUAUGCUGACUUAAAAUCCUUCCAUAAAAAAUACUACCAUCCAUCCAACUGUAGGAUUUAUAGCUAUGGAAGCUUUCCUCUUCAAGACACACUUCAUUUCAUAAAUAAAAAUUAUCUGGCUGACUGGCCUGAUUUACAAGACUAUGGAAAAGCGACAAAAGUUCCAUCUGAGCCACGUUGGGAAACAGAAAGAAGAAAAAUGAUAUAUUGUAGACCUGACCCAUUUACAAGCAACUUGAGAAAACAAUCGACUAUUGCCGUUUCUACGCUCUGCAAUGAUAUCCGAUCGCCUCAAGAAACUUUUGUUAUGCAAGUUUUGUCUGAAUUGUUAGUUAAAGGUCCCAAUUCGGCUUUUUAUAAAACUCUAGUCGAGCCCAACAUAGGUGGUGGUUUUAAUCCUGUCACUGGUUAUGAUGCACAGACCAGAGAUAGUAUAUUUUCUGUUGGCCUUUCUUGUGUAGAUCCAAAUGAUUUUGACAAUAUAGUAGAGAUUUAUCAUAAAACUAUCGACAGAGUCAUAGAAGAAGGGUUUGAUGAAAACAGCAUUAAAAGUAUAUUGCACACCAUCGAACUGAAUACAAAACAUCAGUCUGCUGACUUUGGGCUAGGUGUGUUGUUUGCUAUUACUCCAAUUUGGAAUCAUGACGGUGAUGUAACUAAGAUGUUAAAAGUUAAUGACAAGGCAAUGAGAUUGAGAAAAUGCUUGGCCGAUAACCCUCUGUACUUUCAGGAUCUGGUUCAAGAAAUGCUCAAAGAUAAUGCUCAUCAGCUGAUUUUGACAAUGAGCCCUGAUGAAGAGUAUGAGGCAAAAGAUAUUGCUGCUGAAAAUGAACUGCUUAAGCAGAAACUCGCAAAUAUUCCUUCUUUACAGAAAGACAACAUAUUUACUCAAGGGUUGGAACUUGCCAAAGACCAAGAAAUGAAACAAGAUGUUAGUGUCCUGCCUACGUUAACCAUAUCCAAUUUAAACAGUGAUGUAGAUCGAGUUAAACUCAAAGGAUACGCGAUUCAUAGAGUACCUACACAGGUAUGUUUGCAUCCUACUAAUGGUCUCACUUAUUUUAGAGGUAUAAUCAAUGUUAAGAUUUUAUCCGACGAAGCAAAAAAUGUCCUUCCAUUGUUCUGCUCUGUUGUUACAAAAAUGGGUACCAAGCAUUACGACUACCGACAAAUGGACCAGCAGAUACAGUUGAAGACAGGAGGUAUCUCGUUUUCACCUCAUAUCGCAGAAAAUAUUUAUGACACAAAUUCUUAUGAAGAGGGAGUCGCAUUUUCAUCAUUCUGCCUUGACAGGAAUAUAAAGGCAAUGAUGGGUAUCUGGUCAGAAAUAUUCAAUUCGGUGAAUCUGCAGGACCAAAAACGAUUUGAGACCCUUGUAAAAAUAACAGCCUCUAAUGUGAUCCAUGGCAUCGCUGACAGUGGCCACCUCUAUGCCCUUUCUAUGGCUGCAUCUUUGAUUUCAUCCUCUUCACUCAAAAAAGAGCAGUUUAGUGGUCUCACCUUUGUUCAAACAAUGAAGGAAUUAUCACAAAAGAGUAAUUUAUCUGAUUGUUUAGAAAUGUUGAAUGGUAUUGCUGAUGUAAUAUUGAAGAAAAAAUUAAUGCGGUUAGCACUUAAUACUAGCCCAGAAACAGAGGAUAAAAUUUUACCUUGCACUGAGGGAUUUUUAAAAAGUAUUCCCGGCGAUUUCAAACGUCCUUUUGAGUUGUCUAAACCGGAAAGCUUUAAAAAGGGCAUUUAUGCGAUUCAUCACAUUCUGCCAUUCCCUGUAAGUUAUGCUGCUUAUUGCCUUCCAACUGUCGAGUACACACAUCCUGAUUUUCCCAUACUCAGAGUGAUGGCAAGACUGUUGACUUCCAAAUACCUCUUAGUAAAAAUCAGAGAAAAAGGGGGUGCUUACGGGGCUGGUGCAAAUGUGUCGACUGCAGGCAUUUUCAGCUUUUAUUCUUACAGAGAUCCAAAACCUUUUGACACCUUCAAUACGUUCAAUGCCGCUUUCGAGUGGCUGAGGUUAGGAGAGUUUACAGACCAAGACGUUGAGGAAGCCAAAUUGGGUGUGUUUCAGUCGAUAGAUGCACCGAUUCCACCAGGAUCCAGGGGUGUACGCAAUUUCCUCUUUGGUAUCUCAGAUGAUGAGCUACAGCGUCACAGGGAGAUAAUAAUGCGGCUGAAAAAGGAUGAUGUUAUCAGAGUGGGCUCAUACUUGAAUUCGGUCACCCAAGGUCGAGCCCUGAUCGGCCCAUCAAAUCCGUCCAUAUUAGGAAGAACUAAAGAAAACUGGGUUAAACGGAUAACAGAAUAAAUUUUCUUGACUCCAA